This is a messenger RNA of Lytechinus variegatus (green sea urchin), 1884 nucleotides long. RefSeq lists its product as uncharacterized. The record is from RefSeq and is a predicted model, not a curated record. NCBI's taxonomy places the organism in Eukaryota, Metazoa, Echinodermata, Echinoidea, Temnopleuroida, Toxopneustidae. Gene Ontology annotation, molecular function: actin monomer binding. Gene Ontology annotation, biological process: actin filament organization. The transcript has 3 exons. Bases 562 to 1185 code for a protein of 207 amino acids.
AGCAAACAUGAAAACGAUUUGGAUAGAGGCUAUAUGUCAGAAGGAGUAGGGGAAAUGUGUUGUCAUGAUACAAAAAACAACGUGCAAGGCACUGAAACAACAUAGAACCACUCGAGUGAAUUGAUCGUAAUUAUGCUAUCCAAGAAAAGCAACAUAUUUUAGAUCACAUUGUCUCAUGAGAGAGGUGUCUUUGUAGGAAUGUUGUCUUCAUAAUUUCGACGCAUGCCCCCUGGGCAGUUAGUUAAUUGGUAUCAUUCUUUUGGUAUCAUCUGGAGCAGCUUCGACCUCAGUGUCAUCACAAGAGGCUUUUGAUGACACAGGAGUGGAGACAAUACCGCCACCAAACUCAAUGCACAAUUGAGGAUUCGACUGUCAAAGUGUUUACUUCGUCAACCGAGGAAAGUUGUGCAGUGUGUGCCUAAAGGCUCACAUCGCUUUUAUUCCUUGCCAAGAUUUUAAUGGAAUUAAUCCUUACAAAUGUGGCAACUACGACUCCACCUCAUGUUUACGUGAGCGGCUGGGUUUUUUGGUAGAUUUAUAAAAAGAGGGAACGAUCCGAACAUGGAUCUAUUGACUUUGAGAGACCGAAGAACUCGCCUGUUGCGGAGUCGCGAGUACAUGCUAGCAGCGAACAGGCUGAGUAAGCCACCUCCGUGGCACAGCGGCGGAAGGCGGUGGGCAGUGUCCGCAUCAACGAUAGCCAUGUCGGAAAGAGAAAAGCAGUUAAUCCCGAGUCGAAGGGAGAGUUGUCCACCUACUUUUUGGAGUUUGCAAAGGAGCGAACCAGCUAGGCCGGGGAUGAGGAGGGCCAGAACGGCCCAUGCCUCAAAUUAUGCAGAAAGAAUAAGAUUCAAACCAGAACCAUACCGAGCAGAACCCUGCGAAGAAUGUGAUUCGAUAAGACAGUGCCUCAACAACGAGUUUCUCAAAAACUUCGAUGCUAACCAACUCAGACAUGUCGAAACGUCAACUCGAAAUACACUGCCAACUCAUAAAACGAUAUCCGAGGAGCGGAGAGCUAUCCUCGGUGAGAGGGGGUCGCAUUCAGCCCGAUAUGACAUCAAGCGACAUCGUGUAGUUCAUUUCUCGAGCGCGCCGACCACCAGUCAAGGUCCGAGACCAACUCAAGGGAACGUCGACGCCGCAAACACCGAUGCCGUACAGAACGUGGAGGGAGGGACCUGACGUAGGUUGUCCCUGUCGACGUGUGAUCUUUGGACAUCGGAAGAAUUAUGGACAUGGAGUGGCUCAGACCUGGACAUGAGGGCACCAUUCAACAAGAGGUUUCUGAUGGUCGAAAACUGAAGAUCAUACUAAAUGAAUAAGUCACGAUGAUGGUCAAGACAUGGUCUAUGUCUUCUUGUUUGAUCUUUCAGGAGGUCUUGGUUUGUGUGUAUGGUUCAUAAAUGCAGUGGCGUAUCUUCGGAGGAAGAGGGGCGCUUGCCAUGAACGCCAAUUACAGGAUGCUCCAAACGGAGAAGUCAAGGGAAUUAAAAUAAAAUGAUCCAGAUUUGAAGAAAAAAAACCCUGAGAGAGGGGAGGGGUGAGGAAGACAAAAAUUAGGACGCGAUUUGAGGAUUUGAGUAUCCCUCCAUGUGAAAUACUGGAAGGUCACAUUGCAAGCACUGAUCCUGCCCGCCCUCUUUUCCCUAGAUACGCCAUUGCACAAAUGAUCUAGUUAACAUGUUGACAGCUAUUUCAUGUAUUUAAACCUAUGGACACCUCAUGAAUAUUACUUAAAAGUUUGUGCAAUUAUAGCUAUUGUUUCUCAUCGUUUUUUUUUUUCUUUUUUACAAAAAGAAAUCUUCAGUUAUCAUACUGAUCACUGAUCGAUUAGCAACUUUACUUUUGCCGUCGAUCUGCAUACUAUGAAAUAUUGAUGGU